AUGCCUCAAUUGUGGUUGUUACUUGGUUGGGCGUGUUUAUGCACGAAACUUGUGAGAGCAGAGGACAUUGUCUAUGUGACCGAUCUUUCUAUUUUCACUGUGUUGGCACCAUGUGCAGCCACUGCUAUCUCCGAGAAUGUCCAGGCGAAAACGAAUGACAACUGCCCCGAAGCAGUCACUGAUCUUCAAUCAUGUGUCUGCACGAAAGACAACAACUUUGCUUCGAUAUCAUCGGGAAUCUCAAAGUCGAUUAGCUGGGGCUGUGGCUCAACGGCAUCAGAGGACCAGACGAGUGCGGCCAGCGUUUUCUCCGCUUAUUGCAACCAGGCCUCGAUCACGCCGUUUCCAACUCCUACAAAUCCGGUCACCCAAUAUAUUACAGAUUUUCCAGCGUGGCGGGAACUCGCUCCUUGUGCCGCCUCGGGUCUAUCCUAUAUCGUACAGAGCUUAACAUAUGAGCUGUGCAAUGCGGAAGCGAGCCUUCUCGCUACCUGUGCAUGUGAUAAGAAUCAAAAUUCCCUUCGUGUAAGCCAGAGUAUUAACACCUCUGUGAAAUACUCAUGCUCAUCGCACACGGCCGAUAUCGACUCGGCCCAGGCGGUGUUUGCAGGCUAUUGUGGGCUAGUACAUGGGACGUCAUCUUUUCCAACGACUUCGAACCCCCCAGGUGACAUGACAUACUAUAUCACUGCACUCCCCGAGUUUAGCUCACUGGCCUCUUGCGCACAGGAUGCAGUGUCAACUGCAGUUAUGAGUCAAACCUACGACUUCUGCCCCUCUGGCCCAGAAGCUUUGGCUUCGUGCGUCUGUAUCAAGAGUACCAUGUCUGGCCAUGUUAGUAAUCAGGUAGGCUCGGACGUCACAUAUCAUUGUGAUUCAACAGCGACCGAGGACCUCAGCUCCGCCAGACGAGUUUUCGAUAUGUACUGUAGUGCUGCCAAGGGGCUGACGACUCUUGCUGGAAUCACUGAAUCCGUGCAACAAACGAGCGCUUAUGCGACUAGCGGGACGUCUGGACCAAAGGAAACAAGUGUUACAAGUGGCGUUACGAGUGCUGAAGGACCUGUGGAAUCUGAGGGAUCAACUACGAAUUCAGCCAGUAAAUCAAACGUUGGUACAAUUGUAGGAGCCGCAGUCGGUGCUGUGGCUGGGUCGGCAAUGUUAGGCUUGAUAGCCUUCUUUUUCUGGAGGAGGUCGAGACUUAAUCGAGGCUACGACAAAGCAGUGCCGCUUGAUUCCGCUGAAGGAUUUGCUGGAAAACCCGAGCUUGAUGGUGCUGUACUCGCAUCUGCAUCCGCGAUAAGCCCGGGCUUCAGUACGUCGGGCGGUCAGGCCGCAUCCAUGGUUGACAAUGUGUCUCCGGUAUCAGCACCAAGCUCCCCCUACAAGCCAGAGCUUCAAGGCCAUAAUCCCCCGCAAUACUCGCAUAUACCUGAAUUGCAUGACCAGAACCAAAACACAUAUAGCAUACACGAGGCACAAGGUCAGCCUAGGUCGGAGCUUCCGGGAAUGGGGUGGCAAUCAGGACCGGUGGCAGAAUUCCACGAAUUGGAUAGCAAUUAUCGAAAGUGA
Molecule: messenger RNA, 1572 nt
Organism: Annulohypoxylon maeteangense
Lineage: Eukaryota; Fungi; Ascomycota; Sordariomycetes; Xylariales; Hypoxylaceae
Exons: 8
Coding region: 1-1572 (523 amino acids)
Source: RefSeq, a predicted model, not a curated record